CUGUUUGAGAAAGAUAGACGUGUGUUGACCCUACCUGCUACUGUCGAGGGUCAGGGUGGAAGUAGAGGAAUACCCCCCCUUCUGUGUCUGCUCACCAUGUAUAAACCUGUAUCGGCUCUAAUCGGCCGUUGUGCAGUUUUAACACGACGGUCCUGCUCAUGGCCCAAUUUGGCCCACUUCCACUGGGCCAGUGGGACAUUAUGUCAGAAAUCAGAGUUCAAGGUCCCCCCUGCAGAUUUGCCAGAGAUGCCCCCGUGCAAUUUCAGUCCGGAAAAAUACACGGGUAUGUCCAAAGACCGGAUGAUAGCGAUCCGCAGACAGAACUGCAACCCCAUGACCAUGAAGGUUACUUAUUAUAAGAAGCCAGUGUUCAUUCACCAGGGGUACAUGCAGUGGCUGUGGGAUGUGGAUGGGAGACGAUAUCUGGAUCUGUUUGCUGGUGUGGCUACUGUCAGUGUGGGCCACUGCCACCCGAAAGUAACAGCAGCCGCAGAGCAGCAGCUGAAGAAACUGUGGCAUACAACUAGCAUCUAUGUCUAUCCCACGCUCCAUGAGUAUUGUGAAAAAUUAGCUUCCUACUUCCCAGAACCACUUAAGGUGAUAUAUUUGACAAACAGCGGAUCAGAAGCCAAUGACCUGGCAAUGUUGAUGGCCCGCCUCCACACAGGCAGCUUUGAUAUAAUUACUUUCAGAGGGUCAUAUCAUGGUGGCAGUCCACAGAGCAUCGGCCUUACUUCCAAUGCAGCAUAUAAAUACCCUAUUGCCAAUGGUUUGGGCUGCACAAAUACCAUGUGUCCUGAUGUGUUCAGAGGGCCUUGGGGAGGAAGCCACUGCAGAGACUCCCCCGUUCAGACCAUACGAGAGUGUACUUGUUCCCAAGGUCACUGCAUGGCAAAUGAACAAUACAUUGCACAACUCAAAGAGACAUUUGCUACAAGUGUCCCACAUAGAAUAGCUGCUUUCUUUGGAGAGCCUAUUCAGGGAGUGGGAGGAGCUGUGCAGUACCCCAAAAACUACCUCAAGGAGGCUUACAAACUUGUAAGAGAGCGAGGAGGGAUCUGCAUUGCUGACGAGGUCCAGACUGGAUUUGGACGAACAGGAAGUCACUUUUGGGGUUUCCAAGGCCAUGAUGUCAUUCCUGAUAUGGUUACAGUGGCAAAGGGCAUUGGUAAUGGAUUCCCAAUGGGAGCUGUUGUUACAACACCAGAAAUUGCAGCCUCCUUUGUUAAGGGGGUUCAUUUCAACACCUUUGGGGGAAAUCCUGUGGCUUGUGCUGUUGCUUCAUCGGUGCUUGAUACUAUCAGAGAGGAUGGCACGCAGCAGAACAGUCUUCAUGUGGGCACCUAUCUGAUCACAGAGCUCGCAAAACUCAGAGACAAGUAUGAGAUUAUCGGUGAUGUCCGUGGAAAAGGCCUCCAGAUCGGCGUGGAAAUGGUCCGAGACAAGGCCAGCAGAGAGCCGCUUCCCCCUGAGGCAAUGCAUGAGAUUUUUGAGGAUGUCAAAGACAUGGGUGUCCUGAUUGGGAAAGGAGGAAUAUACGAACAGACCUUCCGCAUCAAACCGCCCAUGUGCAUCACAAUGGAAGAUGCUAAUUUCUUCUUGGCAGUUUUUAACAAGUCCCUCCACAACUACAUGGAAAAAAGAUGAAAGCCAGGAAAAGGUCAGACCGAUUGUUCACCCUGGUCAGCCAAUGAUGACCUUUUUUCAAUAUAAAGUAUAAAAAUCCCAGUGUGAAUCAUAAUAACCUCACUAUCUCUGUUUUUACCCUUGUGUAGAGUUUAAGAAGAGGAAAUGUUAUAAUUAUGUUGUAAUGGCACCUCACUAAUGAAAUGUGAAAUCUUGCAAAGUGUUCACAGCUGACUUUGAGGUCAUUUAGCUCUGUUGGAUCUACUAACGCUAGAAACCAAUUCUGGCUAAUUCUUCUGACAGUGGAUUUAUUGGCUUGUUAUCUCUGUAAAUAACUGGAUAAAUAUCUCAUUUUCACAAACUAAUAAAAUGUGAU
Molecule: messenger RNA, 2002 nt
Organism: Archocentrus centrarchus (flier cichlid)
Lineage: Eukaryota; Metazoa; Chordata; Actinopteri; Cichliformes; Cichlidae
Gene: agxt2
Product: alanine--glyoxylate aminotransferase 2
Exons: 14
Coding region: 97-1647 (516 amino acids)
Biological process (GO): glyoxylate catabolic process
Cellular component (GO): mitochondrion
Molecular function (GO): L-alanine:glyoxylate transaminase activity; pyridoxal phosphate binding
Source: RefSeq, a predicted model, not a curated record